AGUGGAACAAAAAUCAAUUUUCUAGCAACCACAAUAACGUCAUAUGAUCACAAGUGCAAAUUCGGAGGGCAGAUAACUUCACUGGACGACAAGAUGUUGCGGCCGAUUUACGUUUUAUUUGCGCUGUUUGCAGCAGCAAACUGUGAUCAACUGUCCGUGCUGUAUUCGCCCAAGGCGGUAGAGUUCAGUGGCAACAGCCGGUUGGAUGCGGAAUCGCUGCCGGAAGUGUUCGGAGCUGCCCUCGGCUACUCCGUCAGCCAGCCGACGGAAUGGGACGGCAUGGUGAUUAAGGAUCCGUUCAGCACUGCCAACGGUGCCGUCGUGGUGGUGGCGGAAGGUCUCGAAUCCGUUGCGGUGGAGGGUGCCAAGAACUACCAGCUGGACGGUAACACCGGCUCCGUUGCGCUGAGCGAGCUGAUCCAGAAGUCGGCCGACCAUCAGGGCGUCAGCUUCGAGGUCGACCUGAAGGAAUCGUCCGACAGCUUCAACACCCCGCUCGGCACGGUUCAGCCGGACGACGAGGAGGUGAAGCCGCAGCACCUGAAGCCAAAAUCGAACAAAGCCGACUCGGACUUCCUGCGCCAGCUCGCGUUUCUGAACGGGCUGAGCGAUCUGCUCGUCACGUCUACCGAUCGCAUCCCGACCGUGCACAUCGUGCGCGUAUCGUUCGAAGCCCUUCUGGCCGCGCACGAACCCAACUCGCCCGCCCUGGAAGAGGCCAAGAAGCUGUUCGUGAACGCGCUCGCCGGGCUGGAGACGGCAUCGGAGAAGGCGUUCGACGGUGCGGUCAUCGUUGGCCUAGUGACGGCUAGCGAGGGGCAGCUGGUGGUGCGCUCGAAGCGUCAGGCCGGGGCGCCGAAACAGGCCGAAACAGAUGAUCAAAACCCGAUGAACCUGGCCACCAAGUACAACAGCAACUAUCCGGUGAUUUUCAACAUCAUUCUGUGGUUCAGCGUUGUGCUAGUGUUUUCGCUGCUCGCCAUCUCAAUUGUGAUCGGCACGAUGGAUCCGGGCCGCGAUUCCAUCAUCUACCGCAUGACGUCGACCAGAAUGAAGAAGGAAAACUAAAUCCACACACCGUCCGCUUCACUUCCACUCUACUUCUGGUAGGCCAUGAAGCGUUUCCAGCGCGCGUAGAUAAAUUACCGUACCGUCGCUCUGUGACUCUGUGCACCCGAUCACCUUAAGCAUUACCAUCCUGUUUGAGCGGAGUGAAUCGAUCGCACAUAAUUUGGAAAGUAUUACCACAUCACUGCGGCCCAACAAGACACAGAGCGUUUGCUGUUAGCGAGCACAGAGUAAAGAGUUAAGACCAACCCCCAUAUCUGCUGGGACGAAUCCGGAAUGCACAUUAAAACAGGAAGCUUAAGUCAUCAUUAUCAUUAUCAUCAUCCAACGGACACACAAAGACUCUUCUUUUUUCGUCGUAAAACCAUCCCCCCGCGUCCGUCUACCAUCCUGGGCGCAUACCGUUUGUCGUCAAGUACAUUACGUUCCCGUGGGCCGAUGAUUGGAAUCAAUAUCGGGACAAAGCGUGCAAGAGAGUCCUGGCUGCACAGUUACUCAUCAUCGUCGCAGUGAAUCAUCGCUCAACGUUCUAUUCCCCCCCCACGAGAAGCUAUUGCUACCUUGGUUUCUGCCCAUUGCGAUGUGUCGCCCGCCGCUCCGUUUGCGUGUUGAGGAUCUAGCAACCAACCAACAACAGAUCACGCGCAAUCAAUCCCUUUGUUUUCACUUGUUGUUGUUUAUUUGAGUUUCGAUGGUCAGGUGUAGAAAAUAAAUAAGGAUAACAUUCCAGGA
Anopheles arabiensis is the source of this 1800-nucleotide messenger RNA. It is a transcript of the gene ATP6AP2, whose product is annotated as ATPase H(+)-transporting accessory protein 2. Gene Ontology annotation, cellular component: membrane; external side of plasma membrane. Gene Ontology annotation, biological process: positive regulation of Wnt signaling pathway. Bases 94 to 1068 code for a protein of 324 amino acids. The transcript is spliced from 4 exons. The record is from RefSeq and is a predicted model, not a curated record. Lineage: Eukaryota; Metazoa; Arthropoda; Insecta; Diptera; Culicidae. Gene Ontology annotation, molecular function: signaling receptor activity.